This is a messenger RNA of Laetiporus sulphureus 93-53, 942 nucleotides long. Its product is annotated as transcription elongation factor. The transcript has 10 exons. Gene Ontology annotation, molecular function: RNA polymerase II transcription regulatory region sequence-specific DNA binding; zinc ion binding. The record is from RefSeq and is a predicted model, not a curated record. NCBI's taxonomy places the organism in Eukaryota, Fungi, Basidiomycota, Agaricomycetes, Polyporales, Laetiporaceae. Gene Ontology annotation, biological process: DNA-templated transcription; regulation of mRNA 3'-end processing; transcription elongation by RNA polymerase II. Gene Ontology annotation, cellular component: nucleus. Bases 1 to 942 code for a protein of 313 amino acids.
AUGUCGAGCGCAGCCGAGUUGAAGUCGCUAGUCAAAGCCCUGCAUGGCACCUCGAAUGACGAGGAGACUAUCACCAUCCUGAAGACGCUGAAGGAGGAGGCGAAGAUCACCGAGGCCACUCUCAGGGAGAGCAAAGUCGGGUUGGCCGUCGGAAAACUGCGUUCGCAUUCCACGAAGGACGUCUCUGAUCUUGCGAAGGAAAUUGUCAAGAAAUGGAAGACCGAGGUCGAGCGGGAAAAACAAAGCAGUGGAAGUAGCGGCAAAGCUGUUGCCAAUGGCAAGCCAUCCGCUAUGAGAAAAAGUUCCACGGCUUCGAGUACGGCUUCUGGAGCAAGCUCAGCAACGAUAUCUGCGGCACCAUCCACACCCAUGACGCCAACAGCCACUAGCGCAAGUGGAAAAGGCGAUCUCCGCACGUCCAAAACAGACGGCGUGAAGACUGCUGUUACUGGUGAUAAGACGCGAGACAAAUGCAUAGAGCUAUUGUAUGAUGCUCUUGCAUCGGAUUCUGGCGCUCCAAGCGAGCUUAUCAUGUCCCGUGCCAAGGGCAUCGAGCAUACCGUCCUUGGAGAGUUCAACGGUACAACGGCAGCCUAUAAGAGCAAGAUCCGGUCGUUCUACGUCAAUCUCAAGGACAAGAACAAUCCUGGCCUGCGAGAGAGCAUUGUCAGUGGCGACCUGCCCGUGCAGAGAUUCUGUAAAAUGACCAGCCAGGAAAUGGCAUCAGAAGAACGAAAGGCAGCAGACAGUAAAAUCAUGGAAGAGAACCUGUUCAAAGCGCUUGGAGCCGAGGAAGUGCAAGCAGAGACAGACGCAUUCCAGUGUGGCCGCUGCAAGCAGAGGAAAUGCCGAUACCGCCAAGCGCAGACCCGGAGUGCUGAUGAACCGAUGACUACGUUUGUGACUUGUACUGUGUGUAACAACAGAUGGAAAUUCUCUUAG